AUGAUAUCGAUUUCACAACAUAGUAGAAGAUUAAUCUAUAGGUUACUAAGUCAACAACCUUCUUGUUAUUAUAAUUAUCAUUAUCAUGUUUCUAGUAACAACAAUACCACUAGAAACUAUUAUAGUACAAAGAAACUAAGUGAUCUUGAUCAAAUGGUUUUGUUGGACAACGAAAGAUUGAAUCAAUCUAAGCGUCAACAACAAAAUACAAAUGAUGAUGAUAUCAUAAUCAAUAGUUUUCAAUCAAAGGGACUAAAUCUAAAGGAAUUGAUUGAAAAUAGUAGGAGUGAUAGUCAAUUACUAAGUAAAUCUCUAAGACAAAUAGAAACCAGUUUGGAGACGGAGGAAUAUGAAUAUCUUUUCAAAACACUCUCAAAGAAUCAUAGAAUCAUAGAUUUAGUUUAUCUUUUAUUUAGAUAUGAUAUAGAUAAUCAUGGGAUUCGUCAAUCUCUCUUUAGAAUGUUAUUUACAUCAUUCAAUGGUUGUUGUGAUCUAUUGUCUGAUGAUCAUCAGAAUGGUGGUGCAAUGUCUGGUCAGAAUCUAUUGUUGGAAUCAAUUGAAUCUAUUGUAAGAUUGUCAAAGAUCAAAGAGUUCCAAAUCGAUCUCGAUAUCUAUAAUAGUUUACUGGAGAUCUAUGUCAAGUGUGGAAGAAACGAUCUUGUAAUACAAACCCUGGAGACUAUGAAACUUUCACUGAUCAAGCCGACAUUCGACACAUACAUCAUCGUAGCUUCAUCUCUAAAUCAAGAGCAAACCUCUCAACUAAUGCAACAAAUCAAACCACAAUCUUCAAGUUCAAACAAACCUUCAAUCAACAGCUAUCAACUUUUAAACGAUUCAUUCGACAAACUCUUGAAAACAAUCGAAGAUAAAGAAAAUGAGAAAUAA
Molecule: messenger RNA, 888 nt
Organism: Heterostelium album PN500
Lineage: Eukaryota; Evosea; Eumycetozoa; Acytosteliales; Acytosteliaceae
Exons: 1
Coding region: 1-888 (295 amino acids)
Molecular function (GO): protein binding
Source: RefSeq, a predicted model, not a curated record